Messenger RNA from Eremothecium sinecaudum, 1554 nucleotides. It is a transcript of the gene GLE1, whose product is annotated as nucleoporin GLE1. The coding region runs from base 1 to 1554 and encodes 517 amino acids. Gene Ontology annotation, cellular component: cytoplasm; nuclear pore cytoplasmic filaments; nuclear pore. The transcript has a single exon. Gene Ontology annotation, biological process: poly(A)+ mRNA export from nucleus; regulation of translational termination; regulation of translational initiation. Gene Ontology annotation, molecular function: phospholipid binding; translation initiation factor binding; inositol hexakisphosphate binding. The record is from RefSeq and is a predicted model, not a curated record. Lineage: Eukaryota; Fungi; Ascomycota; Saccharomycetes; Saccharomycetales; Saccharomycetaceae.
AUGAGGUUUUCAAUUGAUGAGCUACUUGAUGAUGCGGAUUCAGUUGGUAUUGAGCACUCUUAUAUUGGGGACGCUGCAGAUGGCAUACAAUUAAAACUUCCAAAGUUCAACUUUGUUAAGAAAGAUAAAAUUGAUGAGCUACAUGAAUCUGUCCAAGCGCAGCUAGCGCAAUUAAACAUAUCAGAUAAAUUACCGAAGAAGUUAUCGAUGAGGUUUCCAGUUAGUACGCUCCAUAAUGCUCCAUCGUUGAGUAGAAAGGCAUCGUCAGAUACUACAGUCCCAUAUAUAAUUGAAGGUGAUAAGAUCAAUGUUCCUGACGGUUUAGAGAUUAUUCAGUUCCUGAAGAAUAAGAUGGCUCGUUUAGAAGAAGACAACAAUGCACAGGUAGAUAAGGUCAUGGCACAGAAGAAACAGUUGAUAGAGGAGCGAAAGCGCAGGGAAAUGGAACUUAAGAAGAAGGAAGCUGAGAAAUUGAAGCAGGAGGAGGAGGAAAAGAGACAGCUACAAAAGCAGAAGGAAGCGGAGCUUGCUGCGAAAGCAGCAGAACAGAGGGCGACUGAGAUGGAGCAACGCAGGCGUGCUGAAGAGGAAAGACAGUUGCACGAGCGACAAAAGCAAGAGCAGCAGGAGCUAGCGAAGCAAGAGGCUAAGAAAGGGAAGUAUGUAACUAGCUUUGCCGCUGUUGAGGCCGCGUUUUUGGAGAAUAAGAAACGAAUUGAGUCAAUAAAGCAUGAUAUUGUCGGGGCAGUAAGCAAAGACGGUAACUUAAAGAAACUACUUGGUGCUCAAAAACGUAAGAUAAACCCUAAGUUUGGUCAGCUCACUAAUAGCACAAAGCAACUUCAUCUCAUUCUAGGCGAAAUGUUUAAGCUAAUUGAUGAGGUGAAACAAAACGAGCUUGCAUAUCAGUGGAUACUGAACUUUAUUUCGAAGGCUAUUGUAUCCCAGGCAGAAACAGAAGUUCGCGUUAAACCGGAGAGUGCAGUACCACUAGCUACUUUGACGCUACAUCUACUUAUGAGGUACGUUGAGCUGAAAGAAUUCUUCCUUGCCCGACUAAUCAAGAAAUGUCCUUUUAUUAUUGGUUUCAGCUGCAAUAUAGACACAGAGGAAGGUAGAAUACGAAUGGGUUGGAAACGUAGUGGCGAUAACAAAUGGGAGGAUGAUACCAGCUAUGAAGAAAGGAUAGGUGGUAUAAUGACUAUUUUUGCGGUAAUCACAAGACUUCCACUACCAGCUGAAUUCAUUAAUUUGAGACAACACCCGCUCUCACUAUCCUAUUCGUGGCAAAUAUUAGCCAGGGUUGCAAACAAGCAGCCUGAAAGCCUAACUAAUACGCAUUUUAUCUUACUUGGAUGCUGGUGGGAUGCGGCUGCCGCUCAAUUCUUACAGUAUUAUGGUUCGCAAGGUGGAAAGCUGUUGAAGCUUAUAGCUUCCGACCUUACAGCGAAAGUGGCAGCGAAAAGAUUUGUUGGCGCAGCUAGAUUACGAAUUCUGCUUGAGGAAUGGGAAACAAAAGGCACUAUAAAGACUUUUUCAGCAAUGGUUGCAUAG